Molecule: messenger RNA, 354 nt
Organism: Alternaria metachromatica
Lineage: Eukaryota; Fungi; Ascomycota; Dothideomycetes; Pleosporales; Pleosporaceae
Exons: 2
Coding region: 1-354 (117 amino acids)
Source: RefSeq, a predicted model, not a curated record
AUGGGUCGUUUGGAGAGGAGCCUUGAAGAAGAUGUUGCGCGCAAGACGGAAAUAAACUUGAGAAAUACUGCAAGCUUUUCCAGGGUUGGUACACUCCCUGGUCAGGAACAGUCAAGCGACCAAGAAGACGACGAGGACACUAAGGAUCUACGGCCGACACAUCUCGUUACUGAAGAUGCAGCUUACUAUGAGCCUGACGACGAUGUCAACGACGACAUGGUCGAUCUGGGCUUUCGUAUGGGCAGAGUUCGCAUCACAGAACGUAUUGGAGGACUUGUUCGUCCAAGAUUAUCGGAUGAGAGUUACCAGAUCGCGAAACUCCAUCUCUGUCUGCCAUCGAAGAAGACGCCGUAA